UGAGCUGGGACUCGGUCCGGUUAUCGCAAACAUCUGGUUGUUGAAAGCUCGGUGAUUUCUGCUGCAAAACAAGUUUAGUCAGCUCGAAAAGCAGAGGCCAGCUGCUCCCCGGAACAGCUUCGUUGCUUUAAAAUGAACUUUCAUGAAGUUUGAAGCAAAGCAGCAGAUUUCGUCAUCGGGAGGCUGGAACAGGAAAGACCGUGGUGCAGAUUCAUUCUCACUAAAACACCAAAAAUGCGAUCUUUAUUGAGUUGUUCUGUUGGCCGAAAUGAAGAACGACUUUACACGAUGGAUGAUCGUGUUCAGGUGUUUUCUACAAACCAACGGUGUCUGUGGAGACUCGAGGAAAGUUGAAACGUGACAGAUUUUAAAUCGAGUCUGGUGAAACGUUCGCAGCUUGUAGGAAAACGGAAAUAAUGAUGGGUGACUUUCCUCUGAGAUGAUGUUCGACCUCAGGAGAGCUCUGAUCGCUCCAGGGCUGCUUUACACAUUAACAUUUAAAUGUUUUAUAAAAAUGUACGUUUGAGAGUAAAGUAACGAAUUCGUGGUUCAGCUGGGUCUCACGCGGAGGCGAGGCCGGGGUCCUGACGUGCCCGAGCGGUAUAGUUUCUUCUCACAGCCGUGAAUCACUGCUGACGAACCGGGAACGGUUCAAUGAAAACACCUGUUACCGGAGUCUGGUUCGAUCAAUGCGCAGCUGACCGGAAGUUCUGAAAGUAACCCUCCGCCACGGAGCGACACAGAAAGUGUUGCUGCAGCAGCAGUUCCUGCGGGUGACCAAACACUACCUCCCCCACGUGGCCCGCCUCUGCCUGGUCAGCACCUUCCUCGAGGACGGCAUCAGGAUGUGGCUCCAGUGGAGCGAGCAGAGCGAGUAUAUCGACUCCACCUGGAGCUGUGGCCUCUUCAUCGCCAACCUCUUCGUCCUCAUCAACCUGCUGGGACAGCUGGGCUGCUGCGUGUUGAUCCUCAGCAGGAACUUUGUUCAGCACGCCUGCGGCGCUCUGUUUGGGAUCAUCGCUCUGCAGAUGGUGGCUUACAGCAUCCUGUGGGACCUCAAGUUCCUCAUGAGGAACCUGGCGCUGGGCGGGGGCCUCCUCCUCCUCCUGGCAGAGUGCAGGGGGGAGGCGCGUAGCGUGUUCGCCGGAGUUCCUUCCCUCGGACAUCAGAGCUCGCCGAAGCACCUCCUGCAGCUGGGAGGUCGCGUCCUCCUCGUCCUCAUGUUCAUGACGCUGCUGCACUUUGACCUCAGCCUGCUCAGCUUCCUGCAGAACGUGGUGGGGACGGCGCUCAUGGUCCUGGUGGCGGUGGGCUUUAAGACGAAGCUGGCGGCGCUCACGCUGGUGGCGUGGCUGCUCUGCAUCAACUUCACCAUCAACGCCUUCUGGAGCGUGCCGUCCUACACGCCCAUGCACGACUUCCUGAAGUACGACUUCUUCCAGACCACCUCGGUGAUCGGCGGCCUGCUGCUGGUGGUGGCGCUCGGGCCCGGGGGCGUCUCCAUGGACGAGAAGAAGAAGGAGUGGUGAGGAGGAGGAGCCGCGCCUCUGCCUCUUCUAUUUUUAUUUUUUUGCUCUCUGAGCGACCAAUCAGAGCUCGUCUUUGUGUCACGUGAUGUUUGUUGCACACUGGCUGUGAUGUUUGACACUUAGAGUGAUUUUAGAGGAGGCGAGGGAGCGCCUCCACCUCCAUCCUGCUGCACCACCCAGUGACCGCCACCCGCCUCCCUGAGGCAUCAGCUGCUGCGUUAUCCAAUCAGUGCUUUUGUAGGCGGUCUUUGCUGUUUUCAGCCUGUUCGAUGUGACGAUUCGGACACAACGACGUCACUCGUUAAUGUUUUUGUAACGAGCUGGACAAACGACAAAAAUGGAGGCAGAGUCAUUUUGAGCAGCUCUGAGGCGACAAACACACCUGAGCAGGUGAGCGAUCACAGCUUUAGUACGGAGCGGGGAGGCUGUAGUAACCCGUGGCGUCCUGCAGGAGGCGCUGCUUCCUCACAGUGUGUUUCGUCUCUGUACGACGUUCAGUGUUUGAGUCUGAGUCUUUUUCUAUCGUGUUUUUGUAGGAGGAGUUUAAUAAAGCGUGCAGCAUUAA
This is a messenger RNA of Maylandia zebra (zebra mbuna), 2094 nucleotides long. Lineage: Eukaryota; Metazoa; Chordata; Actinopteri; Cichliformes; Cichlidae. The record is from RefSeq and is a predicted model, not a curated record.